AUGUCUGUGACAGCAUCAUCCCAGGUGCCUCAGCCUCACACCAUACGACCUGUUGUGAGCUGCUUUAGGUUGCAUCAACUAUCUGCGCAGAAUUUGGACCGAUAUCGCAGAUGGUGGGGGACUGGAAAGAACAUGAUUCUUUCCACUCGUGGUGUGCUUGAAUCCAGCAAUGGUGCACAUUCUAGUGGCCUUAUGAAGAAAAGACACUGUUUGGAUAACUUACAAGGCUCGGUUUCUGUAGAUUUCGAGUCCGAGGCGGAAGAUGACAUUAUACCUAUCUUUCAUAGGGGAGAGACUGCAUCCGGAGAGGCAACGGAGGAUGCAUUAGCUUCUCUUCAGAAGUUGAUCAGCCAAUGCAGUUCUUUUACUGUGCAGGCAACCUGCGGAUGCUGUUUGGAUCAUCCGGAUAGCGGAUACAGUCAUGCUGCACUAAUCCGUUUCCCAUCAUUUGACGACUUGAAGCUGUUCAGGGAGAGCAUGGAGUACAAGGAUAUGUGGGCAUCGAAGUUCCACCCGGUCGUGGAGAGAUCCCUCCACCUGCAUUUCACCCUUGACCCCGUGGGGAACCAGCUGAUGUAG
Miscanthus lutarioriparius is the source of this 579-nucleotide messenger RNA. Lineage: Eukaryota; Viridiplantae; Streptophyta; Magnoliopsida; Poales; Poaceae. The record is from the annotation of a GenBank genome assembly.